This is a messenger RNA of Cyphellophora attinorum, 1326 nucleotides long. RefSeq lists its product as uncharacterized. The record is from RefSeq and is a predicted model, not a curated record. Lineage: Eukaryota; Fungi; Ascomycota; Eurotiomycetes; Chaetothyriales; Cyphellophoraceae. The transcript has 2 exons. The coding region runs from base 1 to 1326 and encodes 441 amino acids.
AUGUCGGACAUCGACACGACGACGUCAAACUCGACGACUAUCACAACAACCACGCUCAGCUCGAUAACGACAACGUUACCACCGCCAACAACAACAGUGGCCCCAACAACAGUUCCGCCUUCGUCGACCACACUGCGCACGACAACCGCACCCCCGCCUACGACAUCUUCAUUGAUACCAUCAAGUACGACAGCACCGCCAACCACACCGCCACCGUCGAGCUCAAGUCCCAGCUCAAUACCACCAUCGAGUUCCUCGUCAGAAUCCUCGAGUGAAAGACCAUCAUCGACAUUCACACCCGAGACCAUUGUCACCACAAGAACCUCUAUCUCAUAUGCUACCUUCAGCUCUGAAUCGACUUCAGUAUCGUCCUUCACCCAGGGCAAUGGCGCCAUUGGCUACACAACCAUUACCGAAGUCGUUAUCGCCUCCAGCGCAGCCGCCACGAUUACCAGCGCUUCGUCCUACACAACAACGCCCACGGCUCUUGCUGGCUCUGAUGGAGUGAACGCCUCUAGCGGACUAUCGACCGGGGCCAAGGCAGGCAUUGGAGCCGGCAUCGCCAUCGCAGUGGUCAUUGCUGCUGCGUUUGGGUUCUGGUACAGUUGGUUCCAGCGAAGGAAACGGAGGCGGAUAUCGUCGGACGAAUCGCAGUAUGCCCACAGCACCCUCCCAGCGAUGAGCUAUGGCUCUGGAGGUAGAGACUAUGGCGCCGGGUCUGCCCUUGGCGCAGGCCUGGGAUAUACAGACCGCUCAGAAACGAGAUCAGAAUUGCCCUCACCGCCAAUGGGUAGCCCAGACCCCUUGAUGGGUAACAGACCUAACGACAGAUUGUUCCCUGCCGCUGCGGGUCCAGUGUCCUGGGGCUCUUCGCAGCAGAACCCGUCGGACGCACAUUCAGUAUCCGAUUAUGGGGAUGCUACAAAAGCUGGAGCAGUGACCUCUGCAUACCCCGCAGAGCUCGGCGAGAAUGACCAUGUUGGUGCGCUUGCUGGGCGGACGCUAUCGAACGGAUCACAGCACAAUAACCGAGGAUCGAUGGGUCAAUCUCCUUACCCAGAUCAAGGCACAUUGCCUUCGCGCAACUUGAGCGGUCAUUCACGAACACUAUCGGACUCAUCUCACCAUGCUAGUGCCUAUCACAACUCGAUGGGCUCUGACAACCCAUAUGCCGCCGAGUUACAAGGUGGGCCAAACAACCAGGCUUCAGAACUGGAGGGCAACGGUAUGUCGCGGCGGAUGAGCUCCGAACGAAAGCCAUACAGACCUGGCCACUCAAGUCUCCUUUUCAAGAACAAUGGAAUGGAUCCGAGCCAGAACUUCUGA